GCCCAGGUCACUUGAAAGUUUACGACUGACGUCCCCUGUUGGACACCCAUCAUUCAAGCUAAGCAGCUUCAUGGUCUUGGAGGAAUUGUGUCUCUGGUUGCGGGCUUGUAUGCGUUUUGCGGGUUCAGGCCACCGUCGAGGUAGGCAUCGGUUUCGUUGGUAUGUGCUUCCUCCAUUGCGUCAAAGUUCACAACCUUGGAAGGUCGCUUAGGCUGACAGGUUGGUUGAUUCGGCGAGGACUCAUGAUCCGCAGAAGGCGGAUUCUCCUGCAAAAGGGGUUACAGUCAUGGCCAGCAGGUUUUGGUAAUUCCAAAAAGAAUGCUUACCUCGAGAGCUGCGGCCCUGAAUCUAGGUACCUACUUAAGUACCUAGGUAGGUAGCAAGCUCAUUGCGGCUAGGAAGCAUGGUUGAUGGGUGCUGCUAAUGGGAGACUUAGCUGAACGCGUCUAAGAAAGGAGAUCUUGAGAGACAGGGCGUUGCGGACUGCGAUAGGCAAGAGGCUCAAAACAUCACCCUGGCCAAGGUGAUGCGGCAGCCGUUUGCAUCGAAUGUGGCCAAAAUACAUGAGGUAGAGAUGCUUGGUGGCCCAAAUUCCCAAAGUUGCUACUCAGCCGUCACGUUGCUGUGCACAGGUAGGGACAAGGAGAAGGAGACGGACAGCAGGAGGAUUUCUUCUUUGCAUCGCUGGACCAGCUAACGAGUGCAAUGAAAAAAAAAGGAUUGAGGUCAGCCAUGGGCAAGCCCAGAGGACUGGCCUUUGAAUGUCUGCCUCCAACUAAUAAGUACACAAGGCGAAUGGAUAACCAUGACGCCCAUGUCUCUUCGAGGCAGUCGGCAUGGUCAGGAAAAUCCAUCGUCCCAAGACUUGGUCAGGAAGAUCCAUCGUCCCAAGACUCGGUCAGGAAGAUCCAUCGUCCCAAUAUGCCGAUUAAUCUACGAGGGUUCUUAACUCGAACGGCAUAUCUCCCGCCAAGCCGUCGAGUAUGCUACCCCUCGCGAGCCUAGCAAAAUGCUUAAAGACCCAGCCUCCAAGCGGCUUCCGGUCCGGCCUGGGGGAGAAGAGAACAUGAUCAUGGGAAGGGCAAGGGGGCGCGAGGCCUUUUAUAAUAAAUGCAGCGGCAGAAUCCAGUGCAGCCGUUUUUUGACCGCCUGCUGUUUUGCCUGGCAGUUGCUCAGGUGGUGUUGGCAGCUGCGCAGGUGGUGUUGACACCCAUGGGCAGCUCGUGGAGGAAGGUGCGCUCCUUCCCUGGGCACUUAUCGGCAGGUGUGCGGUGCACGAGCCCAGUACCGGGCAUGUCACCCGAGGUGGAGCGCCAGGUGGUCGUCUACAUUCUUGUCAGGUGCGCUUCCAUGUCGGCUGAUAAGAGCCAGCGGCUCACGGCACAUCCUGGAUGUUGUGUUGUCGCGGUGGUGAGGCUGUGGGAGGAAGCCCCAUACUGCAUGUCAAGGAGGCCGGCCAUUUGCACAGGCCGACAGCGGCUGACCCAUUGAAGUGUACGGCUGUCAUGCCUUUGAAGGGCAAGCUACGGCAGAAGUUGAAUACCAGACCUUCACAAUUGAAAACAGAAGUUCUGGUUGAUUGUA
This is a messenger RNA of Diaporthe batatas, 1584 nucleotides long. RefSeq lists its product as uncharacterized. The record is from RefSeq and is a predicted model, not a curated record. Bases 1111 to 1491 code for a protein of 126 amino acids. Lineage: Eukaryota; Fungi; Ascomycota; Sordariomycetes; Diaporthales; Diaporthaceae. The transcript has 2 exons.